Ostrea edulis (European flat oyster) is the source of this 9135-nucleotide messenger RNA. Its product is annotated as calcium-activated potassium channel subunit alpha-1-like. The transcript is spliced from 34 exons. Lineage: Eukaryota; Metazoa; Mollusca; Bivalvia; Ostreida; Ostreidae. The record is from RefSeq and is a predicted model, not a curated record. Gene Ontology annotation, molecular function: large conductance calcium-activated potassium channel activity. Bases 748 to 4503 code for a protein of 1251 amino acids. Gene Ontology annotation, biological process: potassium ion transport; transmembrane transport. Gene Ontology annotation, cellular component: postsynaptic membrane.
GAAGUGUUUUGGGUUAAGUGAACCCUGCGUGUGCGUGUGGCGAAGAACAGCGAGAUUCUCCUACAAAUAAUCAACACCCCCCACUAGUAAUUGAGGCAAUUUUCGCGUCCGCAUAGAUUUUUUAUGUGAUUUUUGUGAUGGAAGAUAUAGAAUUAACUAAGGAUGCUUAAAAGCGCGAUUUAUAUAUUGAACUGUACGCGUAAAUCGAUACACGUACAAGCGUGGAAGCAAUAGAAGGAGAAAAACGACUGCGCAGCGGCGACACACUACAGAGAUCGGCCUGUUGUGCAUGUAUGUCAAAAUUCCGUAGCAACUGCAGUUGCUGAUCUUGUUCGCUCUUAACAAAACAGUGAAGUGCCGCUGACAGCCAUCGCUAUGGCCAGGUGAAACAGAAGACGGUGGAUUUGUUUAGUCAUGUGGCACACGUCUUUCAGCCGCUGGAUCUGCGACUCUGUGACAAGGUGAUUUUACCGGUGUUUGGAUCUGUUUUAUUCCAUAAGUCGCUGUGUUAACCCGUAUUGUACUAUUACUGGCUUAUAAUAUGGGCUGACGGAUAAUGAAAUUACGAACAACGUAUUUAAAUGGUGAUUAGUCGCGUGUUUUAAUGUAUUCACUGUACAUGUAUAUGUUCAAUGCACACUGAUUAUCAGAUCUGAAAGUCAGAAUUUUUUGGGUGGAUUUUUUGUUCAGUGUGUUUUGUCUUUUAAGUGAUGUGAUUUCCAUUGUGAAUUUGUGGACAAAGACGCCAUGUCUUCUAAUAGCUCUAGUACGGCAGACUGUCUCGAGACAAGAUACUGGUAUUCAUUUCUAGCAUCCAGUCUCAUCGUCUUUUUCGCCGGAAUAGCUUUCAUCUCCUUCUAUCGUUUCUUCGUUUGGAUAUGCUGCCAGCGGGCCGCGAACACCGUUCCACCACCAGGGGCGUCCCCCAAAGUGGCCAAUCAUUCUGGAACUGUCAACCCCCCGCCACAGAAACGUAAAGGAUCCGCCAGCGUUAAUGCUACCAAUAAUGCCGGUGCCCCGGCACAGAAGAGUCCCGAUUCCGAAAUAGGGUAUAUUACGGAAGCUAAAGACUGGGCGGGGGAACUGAUAUCGGGACAAACCACCACGGGCAGGAUUCUAGUUGGUCUGGUCUUCCUGCUAAGUAUAGCGUCUCUCAUCAUUUACUUCAUUGAUGCAUCUGAGGAGACCGUUGAGUCUUGCACCCCUUGGGCUGACAGCCCACGGCAGCAAGUGGACCUGGCGUUCAAUGUUUUCUUUCUCAUCUACUUCUUCAUUAGGUUUGUGGCAGCAAAUGACAAACUGCUGUUCUGGUUGGAAGUUUUCUCCUUCGUGGAUUAUUUUACAAUCCCCCCAUCAUUUGUGGCCAUCUAUCUGGACAGGAAUUGGCUGGGUCUGAGGUUUUUGAGAGCAUUAAGACUGAUGUCCAUCCCGGACAUCUUGACCUACUUAAAUGUCCUAAAGACCAGCACCAUGAUAAAGCUGUCCCAGCUCGUGGCUUUCUUCAUCAGUCUCUGGCUGGCAUCAGCUGGUUUCUUACAUCUAAUUGAAAAUGCUGGCGAUCCCUGGGAUAACUUUGAAAAUCCUCAGUUGCUGACAUACUGGGAAUGUAUGUAUUUCCUCCUGGUAACCAUGUCAACUGUGGGUUAUGGUGAUGUUGGAGCAAAAACUGUUCUCGGCAAGAUCUUCAUUGUACUCUUCAUAAUGAUCAGCAUUGGUAUGUUUGCGUCUUGGAUACCAGAAAUCGCAGACAUAUUGGGCCGUAGACAAAAGUAUGGUGGCUGCUAUAAAAAAGAAAGGGGUAAAAAACAUAUAGUUGUAUGUGGCCACAUCACCUUUGAUUCUGUGUCCAAUUUCCUGAAAGAUUUUCUCCACAAAGACAGGGAAGAUGUAGAUGUGGAGAUUGUAUUUAUUCACAAGAUUUUACCAGAUCUAGAGUUGGAGGGUCUGCUGAAGCGACAUUUUACGCAGGUGGAGUUUUUUCAUGGAACUGUCAUGGAUGCCAAUGACUUGGCCCGAGUUAAGAUUGAUUCAGCUGAUGCCUGUCUGGUCCUGGCCAAUAAGUACUGUGAAGAUCCAGACCAGGAAGAUGCUGCAAAUAUAAUGAGAGUUAUUUCCAUAAAAAACUUCCACGCGGAGAUUAAAGUCAUCGUACAACUGAUGCAGUACCACAAUAAGGCAUAUCUACUGAACAUUCCGAGCUGGGACUGGAAGAGAGGGGAUGACGCAGUGUGUGUGGCGGAGCUCAAGCUUGGAUUUAUAGCUCAGAGCUGUCUAGCUCCCGGCUACUCGACUCUGAUGGCGAAUCUCUUCACCAUGAGAUCAGACAAACCUAAGAGUUACUUGAGAUCCCUCUAUCUUUUGAAGAUGGUGAAUUACGCUACAGACAUGCCGCAGUGGCAGUGCGAUUACAUGAGAGGAACGGCCAUGGAGAUGUACACCGAAUACCUGUCCUCGUCAUUCAAUGGCAUGACAUUCCCAGAGGCAGCAGAGUUGUGUUUCUCCAAACUGAAGUUGUUGCUAUUGGCAAUUGAAGUCAGACAGGAAGAUGGGAGGGAGAGCACUCUGGCCAUCAAUCCAGGGAGUAAGAUAAAAAUAGAAAAUGCCACUCAAGGAUUCUUCAUCGCAGAAUCAGCUGAGGAGGUCAAGCGGGCAUUUUAUUACUGCAAGUCAUGUCACGCAGAAGCAACAGAUGUACGGGCCAUUAAGAAAUGUCGUUGUAGACCACUGGCCCAGUUUAAGAAAGGAGUGACUGCCGUAAUAGGAUUUGGGAACAAACUAGCUGCUGGCAGGUUUAUGCAGUACAAUGUAAAUCACUCCUGGAAACUAAAAGUUGGUUCGUUCCGUUACUCUGCCAAUCCGUUAUUGAACAAGAAAGAACGGCCGGCCUCGGGAAUGAAGGACAAGCCAGCAGGAAAUGCUGCGGUACCAAUGGCUGCUGGAGAAAAGAGGAUAUCACUUUCUUUAGGCAAAUCUGAGAAACUGUCCAAGCACAUGUCUAUAAAGGGCCCUCGCCUGGCAAUGGCCAUAGCGAACUUGUUGUCUAAAUCCAAAGAAAAUCAGCCAACUACCCCUAGCGCUGCAGCCCUCCCUCCGCUACAAGAUCCUGUGUCUCUGGACCAUAGUGUGGCCCCUGGAGAUGAACCUAGGAAAUUUGACUCAACAGGAAUGUUCCAUUGGUGUCCCGCAAGGCCACUUAUUGAUGCCAGAAUGCAUAUCGAUGUUGAAAACAUAGGGGAAAGAGACACUAAAAGUGAUGAUGAAAUGAAAAGUUGGAAGGCCAAAGACAGAGAGAAGGCCUCGGCCACAGUUCUCUGUAACCAUGUGGUGGUGUGUCUGUUUGCUGACGCCAAUUCCCCCCUGAUUGGUCUGAGGAAUCUGGUCAUGCCGCUCCGUGCCAGCAAUUUCCACUACCAGGAGCUGAAACAUGUAGUGAUAGUGGGCAACAUAGAGUACCUGGAACGGGAGUGGAGAACCCUGCAAAACUUCCCCAAAAUCACCAUUCUGGCUGGCUCCCCUCUGAACCGAGCUAACCUGCGAGCUGUGAAUGUGAACCUCUGUGAUAUGUGUGUGAUUUUGUCUGCCAAAGAUAAGAACUUGGAUGACCCCCAUCUGGUAGACAAGGAGGCCAUUUUGUGUUCUCUCAACAUCAAGGCCAUGACGUUCGACGACAGUAUGGGGCUGAUACAUGCCUCCUCCCAGCCGGCUCCAGGAUUUCUGCCUCCCGGAUUUUCCCCCAUAGGAACUUCUAAAAGAUCCAGGAGGGGGUCUGUGUGUGGCUCCAAUGUCCCACUCAUCACAGAACUAGCGAAUGACUCGAAUGUGCAGUUUUUGGACCAGGAUGAUGAGGACGACCCUGAUACAGAGUUAUACAUGACACAACCGUUUGCCUGUGGGACGGCUUUUGCUGUCAGUGUGCUGGACUCGCUGAUGAGCACAAGUUACUUUAAUGACAAUGCCUUAACUCUGAUACGAACGCUGAUCACUGGAGGAGCUACCCCUGAGCUAGAACAGAUCCUGGCUGAGGGGGCGGGGAUGAGAGGCGGAUAUUGUACCCCCAGUGUCCUGGCCAACAGAGAUCGGUGCCGUGUAGCCCAGAUCUCACUUUUUGAGGGCCCACUGGCACAGUUUGGUGAGGAUGGUUGUUACAGCAGUCUGUUUCUGUAUGCCCUGAAGAACCUGGGCAUAUUGUGCAUUGGUCUGUAUCGCUUCAGAGACACUAACGAAUCCUCCACGAGUCCUUCAUCAAAGCGCUAUGUGAUAACCAACCCCCCAGAAGACUUCAAGCUUCUUGCUACAGAUCAGGUUUUUUGUCUGGCUCCCUGCAAUCUGUCACAAAGUUCAAAUUCUUCCCAAAAAGACAAAAAGAGAGGAAAAGCACCGAAACUUACGAAAAAGGAGAAGAGAAAAUCAGCUCUUUUGCCUUCAGCCCUUCAAAACAGUGUCGAGCGACCAACCCUCAAGACAAGAGAGGGUGGAGGAUGCCAUUCUGAAGCUAAAACAUGACAUCAAGCAGAAUAUUAUUAAUACUUAGGUGAGAGAGACCCGCACUGGAACAUUUCACAGCUGCUAGUCGGUCCCAUCGUGUGCUCCGCUGAUUAACGUAGAAACAGGCAUUGUUUUCAGUGCUCACAAUAGGGAGGAAAUCAGACUUGACUGAAAUUUUUAUUGCUUGGGUUAGACUGUAAGUUAGGCUGUGAAUUCUGGGGCAUUUGGAUAAAUACAAUCAUGCAAUCAGUUUGAAGUGGAGCAAAGGAAACUUUCUACUGUUUACAGCAGUUUUUCCACUUCAGUUUUAUCUUUUGCUUUUUUAUGAAAAGGUUAAAUUCAAACAUUUGUAGUGAAAAUAGCAUUAUAGUUUUUACAUACCGGUAGUAUAAAAAUUUUAAUCGAGAAUGAAAACAGAUUUCAUUCCUAAAAUGUGAAUUUAAACUGUACAGUAGGCAUUGACUUUUUUAAAUCUGUGUAUCAGUAUUUUCCCUGAACCAUUUUCUUAGAGGUGUUUCUUAAUAUGUAUGUAUUUGUGUGUCCUUUUGUCCAUUUGUCUGUACGUAGAUUCCCACUCGGAGAGGUUUUUUUAAUUUAGAAUGGCAAUAAUUUCAGGACAGAAGACUUGGUCUGUGAGAUUUAGUCAGAAAGACAUAAAUUGUUUUCAGAAUUUUGUGCAGAAAGUGUUGAUUUGAUGUUUUGAAUGCUUCUGAUAUCCCAAGUUUUAUAUGUGUAUUAAUUUUAUUGUAUUCAAAAUUCAGUGCUGAUUAGAGAUUAGGGACAUGUGAUGCAAUCAUGUGUUAGUACCACUACUUUUGUCUAUAUUAAGUAUUGAUAUUCUGGCAGUAACCAUGAACUAGUGUACAUAUGAACAUAUGAUAGUGCCAAAUUGUGAGUCCCACUAGUACAAGUAAACACACAGUACUCAGAACCCAGCAAACUCUUCUUAACUUUGAUAUUAUGUUGAAAAAAAAUGGAACAUGAAGAACACCCUAGGCUUGUAUUGUACACAGGUGACAAUUGUAGUUUUGUUGGUAACAAUCAUUUUGAAUGGUUGAGCAGCACAAUUUAUUUUUUUAUAAUAAAAUUUUCAGGAACAUAAUUUGUUAUGGAAAGCAUUGUGACAUCAUUAAUACUUGGCAUUCUUGUAUGAAAUAAGUCGUAAAAACACAAUAAGAAGUAUAUUUAUCACAUGAAAAAUUCGAUUAUAUAAAUGGGUGAAGUUAUUCCCUAAAUGAUCAACAACUCGUUGGGAAAAAAUUUGUAGAUAUGAGAAGUUAAAGAAUGGACAUCUCAUAGACAGGACAACUCAUUGUUAGGACAAAUCAAAGAAUGGACAUCUCAUAGAUGAGACUACUCAUUGUUAUUACAAGUCAAAGAAUGGACAACUCAUAGAUAGGACUACUAAUUGAAAUAAGAUGGUAAAAAAGAAACAGAAAUAAGAAUUUCUAAAAUGUUUUUAGUAACACAAUAUUCAAUGUUUCAGUGAUAUGUGCCAAGCCCUCAAUGUAAUUUAGAUAGAUUCCAUUUUCUACCCUUGAAGAAAGUGAAAAUACUAUCAAUUAAUAGUAUAAUUUUUCAAUUGGUUUCUUGUCAUUUCCUGCUUGUCGGCAAGAUCAGUCUCUUCACCAUGCAAGGAAACUUGCAUUUCUGGCUUGGGUUUCUUGAAAAAAUCUCAAACCUAAGUUUGAGUUUUCUUUUAUUUGAGCAGUCAAAAUGUGAGCAAAAUCUCAGACUUUAGUCCCAUUUUCCACUUGAGUUUCGAUUGAGAAAUCCAGGUCUGGAUUAUUCUCCUUUGAGAGAAGAUAUAAAUUUGAAAGUACAUUGAUGCACCGACAAUGGAGAAGCUUUUAUGUCAGCCUUCUAAAACAAUUGUGUGUAUGGGGGAUCAUUGGCUAAAACACAUUCAUACAGAUUCCAGCACUCGAUGGAGUAAUGGAGAUCCUUCUAUUUUAAUGUUAGCUUACUUAGCUAAAACAGAAAUGGCAACAUUCCAUUGAUACAAGUGAUGUCGUGGAGAGGCCUGGCUUUGACUUUUCGUGUCAGUAAGUUUGACUUUCGAUGGUUUGACUUUUGGUGAAUUGUUCCCUUUGACAAGUUGUCUGGCGCCGAUUCAAGACAUAUUCAGCAGGUGUUCCUUUAUUUCUAAUAAUGAGACUCAAAUGUAUAAUUACGUACAGGAAGAAGACAUACAAUAUGAUUAUCUUAUGUCAAAUUUACUGUUACAAACUAAAAGAAAUUAUUUCGCAUAUAAAAUUCAUUUAUAGGAGAAAAGGGCAGCUGUCUUUUUAUUUGUAUUAUAGAAACAAGCCUAUAUCUCUACCAAUUCAAGGAAGUAUUAAAUUAAUAUAAAUAUUUGCAUAUAUAAUUAGAAAGUGUUAAUUGAAUAUCUAUCAUUUUCUUGCUACUACUUACUGAAAAAUAAUGGAUAACGUAACAAAAUCAACUAGAUGACUUUGCCAAGGAUCAAACCUGGAGCCUCUGGCGUGGCAGCCCAGUGCUCUACCAAUCAAGCUAAAGGAGGGUUAACCCACUAGCCAGAGUUGAGGUUUUAUCUAUUGACAAAGUGGUAAUAAUGCCGUGGAGUUCAAUAAGUUAGCAUGAAUCUAGUUACAUAUUUAUUUGUUAUUUUUUCAAAGAGAUAUAAUUUUGAAUAUAAUGAAAUUACUUUCGCAUUCCUUUCAUAUGUAAUGUACAGCAAAAACAAGCCGUUAAUUACCAUAAUUGUUUUUCUUGCAUUCUUUAGGCAAAAUGGUGGAUUUAAAUGAAAUGAAUAAAGGCCAACAUCAGCUUUUUGUUAACUGUGGCCUAUGGUUUGACAUAAAAUGCUAAUCUUGUUUUUGUGAGAGUUACAGAGUGCCAAUAUUUUAGGAGUUCAGAUUCAAUUUGAUAACAAUUUUUAAAUAGUUCUGAUCCUUUGCCAUCAUGAUCUAAGGAUUUUUAUGUUUGAUAUGUUUUAUCAAUUUAAUGGAGGAAUUCCGAUGCACUACUAAGAAGGAGAUGGGAAUCUAUCUGUUUUACCUCAAGAUAAUUGUAAAUCUGUUUUGAGAAAAUUUUGCAUGCAUUAUUUAACAGAAGAAUAGGUUUUUAUGUUCCCAGAAUCAAAGAUUUGGGGGCAUAUAGUUUUUGGCUUGUUUGUCUGUGGUAAAAAACUUUAACCUUCAUCAUAUUUUUUAAACCAUAAGAGCUUUUAUAUUUGGUGUUAAGAAAUGAAUUUUAUAAUUCUUUUCUGGAUGGCGGUAUGAUAAGGAAAAUUGGACAGAAAACUUCAUCAAUGCGUGUGCAUUGAUGAAAACGUUUUCUGUCCAGUUUUCCCUUUGAUACCGCCAUCAAGUUAAGAAUUAUAAGAUUCAUUUCUUAUCAUUUAAUUAUGUUUUUAAAUAGUUAAACAAAUAGUUUCUCUCAUCAAAAGGCACAUAGGAAUACAUGUACGUAGCAAUGAAAACCACUCCAAUGUGCAUUCAGGUCAGGUAAAAUUACUGAGCAGAAUUAAAUGGAUUGGACGCCAAAUUAAAAGUGCGAUGGUUAAAAGAUUAAUUAGAUAUGAAGGAAGAAGACAGGCAGUGACUCUAUGUAUGCUGCAUUGUGUUGGAGGAGACGUUGAACACUGGUUGUGCCGAGGGAACGAUGGAAUGCAAGUCGUAGGUUUUCUUUGAUGCAGAAAUCAAGCGAAUUUUUAAGCCAAUCAAAAUCGCCUUAAUUUCAUUUUAAAAGACAAUAAAUAUUAAAUGAUGUGUAUUUCUUGUGGCAAAACUCUUUGACCAUGUGACCUUAACUUUGACCAUGUUGCACUUUGUUGUAAUCCGGGGGCACCAGUGUUUCACAAACACAUCUUCAGCAUUUGUAAUGCUACUUUAGUAAAAUUUGUAUGUUUUACAUCAAAGAAAUUGCAGAUGGUAUUUUAUGAAGGCUAAUUGGUCUGAACUGUACAAUUGUAUGAAGUUUUGUUUUUCCUUAAUGAUAAUCUAUCUCCAAGAGGAGAUAACCCUGUUCAUGUAUUCAUGAUAUGACUGUGAUACCAUUUUUAUUUUGUCUUAUAUUUUUAUACUUUUUAAGUGUUACAGUGUACCAUGUUUAAGUGUUUGUCUCUGCUUUUUGCUACACCCCCUCCCUACCCUCUGUACCUGCAGUAAUUUUAGCAUUUGGGGAAGGAAGUGAGUAUUAUAAGUGUUAUCGUAAUCUAAGAGUACAUGUAUUUCUUGCUGUGUAACUCAGGGGUAAUCUUCCCUUAACUCAAUGAGAAAAAACAAAUUGAGUUUGAAAAUUGAGAUAUUAAAAAAUAAGCACUGAAAGUGAAUGUCGCAUAUUACAUGUAUCGCUGUGAAGUAGACAACACAUAUGUAUGUCACAUAUUAUCACUGUGAAAUAGACAACACAUGUGUAUGUCACAUAUCACUGUGAAAUAGACAACACAUGUGUGUCACUUAUUAUCACUGUGAAAUAGACAACACAUGUGUAUAUCGCAUAUUAUCACUGGGAAAUAGACAACACAUGUAUGCGGGCUGUUUUAUUGUUAUGACUCAUUUCGGUUGUUGUUUACCCUUUUCUAAUUCUAAUCACACAGAAUUGCGAUGUUUGUUUUUCAGUUAUUGAAUUACUGUAUGUAUUUUUAAGAUGUACUUACAAUUCAAAUAAAAAUCAUUCACAGUA